Messenger RNA from Fukomys damarensis (Damara mole-rat), 1980 nucleotides. It is a transcript of the gene Ntng2, whose product is annotated as netrin G2. The transcript is spliced from 8 exons. The record is from RefSeq and is a predicted model, not a curated record. The coding region runs from base 552 to 1958 and encodes 468 amino acids. Lineage: Eukaryota; Metazoa; Chordata; Mammalia; Rodentia; Bathyergidae.
AGAGGAGUUGAGCUCCCGAGUCGGGAGGCCUGAGCGGGAAAGGCGGGAACUGGACCGCGGGGCUCCCUGGCCGGAGGCUGUUACCCAGUGGCGUUGGGCACAUCACGCAUUGAGGGCCCUUUAAAGACCUGGAUUGAUUGGAAGGACAAAAAUUAAAAGCAAUCUGAUCCAGCCCCAUGCCGGAUCCCUGCGGAUUCCCUCCUUAUCCUAUUUCCACCCACUGUCACAAUUUGAGAGUCUGCCUGAUUUGAUCAGAUGCACCUCCGGGGGAGGUGUUGACGCCAAGGUUAGGAGGACGCCAAGUUAAGGCAACUUCUUGAUCUGCCCAUCAGCAGUCUGAGAAACGCUGGCUCUGAAUUUUCUGAGGUGGCUUUCUGGAAGAAACAAGUUCCUCGCUGUUUGCAAACCUGCAGCGCUCAAGCCUCUGGGACAGCCCGGCCCCCGCCGCCUGGUAGAUGUGGCUUUUCCAUGCUGAGGGCGGGAGUCCCCCCUGAGCCCGCCGCUGCCUCCCCAGGGCGCCUCUGGGCCGCGCCCCUGUGGCCUGCACAGCCAUGCUGCACCUGCUGCCGCUCCUCCUGCACUGCCUGGUGCCGGCCUCCGGGGACUACGACAUCUGCAAAUCCUGGGUGACCACAGACGAGGGCCCCACCUGGGAGUUCUACGCCUGCCAGCCAAAGGUGAUGCGCCUGAAGGACUACGUCAAGGUGAAAGUGGAGCCCAAGGGCAUCACGUGCGGGGACCCCCCAGAGAGGUUCUGCUCCCACGAGAACCCCUACCUGUGCAGCAACGAGUGCGACGCCUCGGACCCCGACCUGGCGCACCCGCCGCGGCUCAUGUUCGACCGCGAGGACGAGGGCCUGGCCACCUACUGGCAGAGCGUGACCUGGAGCCGCUACCCCAGCCCGCUGGAGGCCAACAUCACGCUGUCGUGGAACAAGAGUGUGGAGCUGACCGGAGACGUGGUGAUGACCUUCGAGUACGGCCGGCCCACGGCCAUGGUGCUGGAGAAGUCGCUGGACCACGGGCGCACGUGGCAGCCCUACCAGUUCUACGCCGAGGACUGCACCGAGGCCUUCGGCAUGGCCGCGCGCCGCGCCCGCGACAUGUCGCCGUCCAGCGCCCACCGCGUGCUGUGCACCGAGGACUACUCGCGCUGGGCCGGCUCCAAGAAGGAGAAGCUCGUGCGCUUUGAGGUGCGGGACCGCUUCGCCAUCUUCGCCGGGCCGGACCUGCGCAACAUGGACAGCCUGUACGCGCGGCUGGAGAGCGCCAAGGGCCUCAGGGACUUCUUCACGCUCACCGACCUGCGCCUGCGGCUGCUGCGGCCCGCGCUGGGCGGCACCUACGUGCAGCGCGAGAACCUGUACAAGUACUUCUACGCCAUCUCCAACAUCGAGGUGGUGGGCAGGUGCAAGUGCAACCUGCACGCCAGCCUGUGCUCGGUGCGCGAAGGCAGCCUGCAGUGCGAGUGCGAGCACAACACCACCGGCCCGGACUGUGGCAAGUGCAAGAGGAACUUCCGCACACGCGCGUGGCGCGCCGGCUCCUACCUGCCGCUGCCCCACGGCUCCCCCAACGCCUGUGCAGCUGCGGGCUCUGCCUUCGGCACCUCAGGCACCUCCGCCACUGCCCUUGCCCCUGCCAAGGCCUCCAGACUUUUCCAGCUCAAGCCCAUAUCUCCUCAGGUGGUGCCCAUGGAGGAAUUCCCAGACUGCGAGUGCUACGGCCACUCCAACCGCUGCAGCUACAUCGACUUCCUGAACGUGGUCACCUGCGUGAGCUGCAAGCACAACACGCGCGGCCAACACUGCCAGCACUGCCGCCUGGGCUACUACCGCAACGGCUCGGCGGAGCUGGACGACGAGAACGUGUGCAUCGGUGAGCGUGGGCGGCGUGCGGGCGGAGGGCUUCCUGUUCUCCAUCUGUGUUUGGGGGCUGGCCUUGAACUCACUGUGUAGCCCAGGAUGACCACAGCGAUCC